Messenger RNA from Brassica napus (rape), 1730 nucleotides. Its product is annotated as transcription factor PRE5. NCBI's taxonomy places the organism in Eukaryota, Viridiplantae, Streptophyta, Magnoliopsida, Brassicales, Brassicaceae. Bases 1237 to 1515 code for a protein of 92 amino acids. The transcript has 2 exons. Gene Ontology annotation, biological process: regulation of DNA-templated transcription; regulation of growth. The record is from RefSeq and is a predicted model, not a curated record. Gene Ontology annotation, molecular function: protein dimerization activity.
AGUUUCAUAGAUUAUAAUCUUGAAUGGAACAAAUUUUCAUUUUUUUUAUUUGAAGAUGACCAACUAUGAACUUAUUUAUGUAUCCUUCACUAGUUAGCUAGUUCUUAAUACUAAUACAAAGUAGGAUAAUUUAGAAAAGUAAUGGAAAUGAAAAUAGAAAGCCAGUGUCAUCACAUGGUAUUGCCUUUAAGUGUCAUGCACAUAAAGGGCUACAUUGUUAGCUCAACAUGGAACAAUUCUCUUAAAUCCCACUUCAACUUCAACACCAGUUUGGGAACACAAAGUUUUUAAAUUCCUUAUUUAUAAUCCAAAAACCAUCCUCCAUUAUUCAACAUCUAUUUUUUUGUCAACAUGUAAUUUAUCUUAUAAGUAUACAAUAUUUAUUUUUUUUGAACUACCGUAUACAAUAUUUCUAAUUACCAAUAUUUUACUUGUUUUCUAAAUAUUGUUACAAACCAAUUGUAUAUAUGUUAUUUGAUUGCGACUGUCCAUUAACAAUGGCUGCAACUUAGUUACGAUUUUCUGUCACGUCAGUGAUAAUUAAACAUGCUGCAGACUGGGAGAAGUUACACUUAAUUUAAGAUGUUAAUUAUAGUCAAUAUUUGGUUAGAAAUAAAAUGUCACAACUACACACGACUAUAAGUGUUGUAAUAAGUGUUGUAGUGUAAAUCCAAACUAAUUUAUAAAUAUACACUUUGGAAAAUUAAGUUAGUAAAAAUGAUUACUUAUCUUGACUAGAGCAUUUAAUAUUACAUAUCCGUUUCUUAUAAACGUAAUAAAAGGUUUACAUAAAUAAUUUCAACGACUUCAGUUAGAGGUUAUCAAAUCUCUUUCUCUUCCAACUACAUCAUUGUCUAGGUUUUAUUGCGCUCUUCUCUCCAUCUCCUGUGGUCCUUUACCUAUUUAAAGUCCCUCUUAUCACUUUCUCAAUUUCUUUAUAAUUCCAAGUUUGAUUAGAUUUCAGUUUUCUACUCGUUACUCUUUCUAUUCCACCCUUGACAAAAUAUAAAAUUUGUGGGAUAAACAUAAACCCUCUAUAUCCUACUGGCUUUAUAGCCUCUCUCGUUUCCACUAAUUUAACUCCCUUGUUAAUUAAUACAACCUUUCUAUCUCUCCCUAUUUCUCUCCAUCUCUUCUGUAUUGUCCAACGUAGAGAUAGAGAUAAAGUACACGGCUUAAGAGUCAUUUUCUUGCGACAUAGUGUUACACCGAAGGAACAAUCAGUCGUACAAGAAAAUGUCUAACAGAAGAUCAAGACAAUCUUCAAGUGCUACGAGGAUCUCCGAUGACCAGAUCAUCGACCUCGUUAGUAAGCUCCGUCAGUUUUUACCGGAGAUUCGUGAACGGCGCCGUUCUGAUAAGGUGUCAGCAUCGAAGGUACUGCAAGAGACAUGCAACUACAUAAGAAAGCUGCACAGAGAAGUUGACAAUAUCAGUGACCGUUUGUCGCUGCUCCUCGACUCAGUUGAUGAAGAUAGCCAAGAAGCUGCCGUCAUUAGAAACCUACUCAUGUAAUCUUCCAAUAUAUUGAUUUAUUAUAUAACUUAUACUAUAUAAUAUUAAUUAAUAUGUAAUGUUGAUCGUCCUUAAUAUAUUAUGAAGCGACAAUUUGUCUUAUGAGCUUCUGAAUUAUGGUCCAGCAAUCACACUAAACCUCUAGUCUGUAGUCUCCAAAAGAUGUUAUAUUUAAUACUCAAAUAAUGGGAGGACUUUGAGAAAAGUUAUGAUUA